AUGCAUUCGGAACCAGACUCUAUUUUGAGUAACAAUAUCAUUGAUUCUACUUUAUUCCCAAGGUCAGUGAAAGAGCCGUUAUGUGAUUGUACUUCAUGCCAACAUAUUUUUAUUCAUAAAAAAAAGAUAAAACAUAGUUUUUUCAUUGGAUUUAUAGUGCCAAUUGUAUGGAUAUUAAAUAUUAUCUAUUAUAUAUAUUCACAAUACAUUCUAGAUCAUGAGAUUGAUACUACCCAAAUAGAUGAGACAGAGCUACCAACAUUAUUCAACAAAGAACAGCAAAGGAAGAAAACUGAACUCCAAUUGAAUGAUGAGAUCUUUCUUGAGAGAGAAGAAAUAUUUUUAAGAGGAAUGAGUUUGGUACCACAGGAUCAAUGUUCAUCAAACGAGAAAGAACCUGUUGUGUCUUGUUCCGAAACUUUGUUUAGCGUUGAUUCAAAUAAGGAGUUGGCUGAGUAUAGGUACGAUUAUCUACUUCAACUCUCGAAUAAUAUAAUCUCCUCCCAUGAUGAAUUGAGAAAGUUUUCUAGAGUCUGGGCUUUGAGAAGUUGGUUAGGAAUAAUAUUCUAUAUCGUAGUGGCUAUUUUUAUAUAUCUUUUAGUUUCACAUAGUAGUUCUUAUAGCUCUCAUAUAUCAAAUAACCAUGUAUAUUUACAAUAA
This is a messenger RNA of Maudiozyma saulgeensis, 660 nucleotides long. The record is from the annotation of a GenBank genome assembly. NCBI's taxonomy places the organism in Eukaryota, Fungi, Ascomycota, Saccharomycetes, Saccharomycetales, Saccharomycetaceae.